Alosa alosa (allis shad) is the source of this 3293-nucleotide messenger RNA. It is a transcript of the gene cdhr1a, whose product is annotated as cadherin-related family member 1a. Gene Ontology annotation, molecular function: calcium ion binding; cadherin binding. The record is from RefSeq and is a predicted model, not a curated record. Bases 52 to 2646 code for a protein of 864 amino acids. Lineage: Eukaryota; Metazoa; Chordata; Actinopteri; Clupeiformes; Clupeidae. Gene Ontology annotation, biological process: homophilic cell-cell adhesion. The transcript is spliced from 18 exons. Gene Ontology annotation, cellular component: catenin complex; plasma membrane.
CAGAGGGAAACGUGUUUAGAACUAGUUCUGGCCUCAUCUAGCUUAGAAUCCAUGGCUUGUUUCACAAGAAUGAAGAAUUUGAAAAACUUUGUUACUUACCUUCUUGUUGUAUUUGCACAGUUCACCUUUGCAACACAAACAGAUUAUGCUCCAUAUUUCUUUGAUAAUGGGCCCAACAGUAACAGUGGUAAUCUGGCACUGUUCAGCCUCUCAGAAGAUACACCAGUUGGAACACAAAUAUAUAUUUUAAAUGGAACAGACCCAGAAGGCCAAUCAGUUACAUAUGGACUGACCUUUGAACCAGGAUCCAAGGAAUAUUUUAAAGUUGAUUCCAAAUCUGGAACAGUUACCCUUAUUGAGGAGAUUGACAGAGAGGUGCAAGAUGAGAUUGAAGUAUUUGUUAGUAUAACAGAUGGCCGUAAUAAAGUAACUGAGAAGGUACAGGUGUUUGUGAUGGAUGUUAAUGAUGAGAAACCACAGUUUCAGAACAUGCCUGCAAUUGUAGAUGUCUUAGAGAGUACCGCAUCUGGCAGCAGUAUCUUCAAAGUGGAGGCUGUAGAUAAGGACACUGGUUCAGGUGGUUCCCUCGACUACUUUCUCCAGAGCCUGGACAAAAAUGAAAAAUUUGGAAUAGACCGGCACAGUGGAGUGCUUCGCAUUAAGCAGGGAGAGACUCUGGACUUUGAGAAGUCCACAACACAUUUCGUCACUGUGGUAGCAAAGGAUGGAGGUGGACAUUAUAAAGGAAAGCACCAAGUCCUUUCGGCAUCUGCUACUUUGACAAUCAAUGUUGUGGACACUCAGGAUACACCUCCUAUCUUUAUCGGCAUCCCAUAUUUUGGAUAUGUUUAUGAAGUUUCAUCACCAGGCUCAGAAAUCUUCACAGUUUUUGCUAAAGAUGGAGAUGUAGGGAACCCAAAUCCUAUCCAUUAUUCCAUUCAUUCCGGUGCAGAUGGGGUGUUUGUCAUCAAUAAGACCAGUGGCUGCAUCACCCUGCGUGCCUACCCUGCCCAUCUAAGGAAGGAAAUGUUUCAUAUUAAAGUAAAGGCUUCAGAGGUGGGACCAGAUGGAAGCCUAAUGGACUAUGCCAUCACUACAGUAACCAUACGAGUAGUGGACCUGAACAACCACCCUCCCACCUUUUACGGAGAAAAUGGACCUCAGAACAUGUUUGAGCUUACGAUGUACGAGCACCCCCCAGAAGGAGAAAUCUUGAGGGGACUGAAGAUCUCUGUCAAUGACUCUGAUCAGGGUGCUAAUGCAAAGUUUAACCUGCGGCUAGUUGGGCCUGGAAGGAUGUUACGAGUUGUCCCUCAGACUGUGCUCAAUGAGGCUCAGGUCACCAUCUUAGUGGAAGAUUCUACAGCCAUAGACUACGAGAGAUCACAAUUUCUUACAUUCAAGUUGCUUGCAGUGGAGAUUGACACACCGGAGCGAUUCAGCGCAACGGCAGACGUAGUGAUUCACCUACUGGACACCAACGACAAUGCCCCUAAAUUCUCUUCAGAGUACUAUAUUGCUCGAAUCCCUGAAAACUCCCCAGGAGGAUCCAAUGUUGUCACCGUUACAGCUACAGAUCCAGAUUCAGGACUGUGGGGUGAAGUCAAGUAUUCCAUAUAUGGUGCUGGAUCAGACUUGUUCCUAAUUCAGUCACAGUCAGGAAUCAUUUAUACUCAACCUUGGGCUAGCCUGGAUGCUGAAAUCAAGUCCAAGUACAACUUCUAUGUAAAAGCUGAGGACACAGAAGGAAAGUACAGUUUGGCUGAGGUCUUUGUAACAAUUCUUGACCUCAAUGACCACUCACCUGAAUUCAACAACAACUUUUUGGAGACAACUAUGAUCAUUGGAGCACCAGUCAAAAUAGAGGCGAUUGAUGAAGAUGCGGAAGAGCCCAAUAACGUCAUUGAGUACUCCAUCAUGAAAACUGAGCCAGACAACAUCUUUGACAUUAAUUCUGACACAGGCGAGAUCAUGCUGAAGUCUUACAUCAAGUCCAUGGACAUUGUUCAAAACAUAACCAACCAGAAAGAAUGCACAUGGUCUGUGGUGGUCCAGGCAAGAGACAGAGGAUCGCCCUCCUUCAGCACCACCACUGUGGUGAAGAUUGACAUCACAGAGGCAACUCAACUCAAUGGACCAUUCGCGUCCUUUUUAAUGCAAAGUAGAGACAAUCCCAUCAAAAUCCUUGGUUUGAUUGCCUGUGUCAUUUGUAGUAUGCUCGUAGCCACAGUCCUGGUCUCUACUGUUACGUUUGUGCGCAACAAAAAGUCCAACAAGAUCUUGCCCAGCCGCCGCAUCAUCCGGAGAAGGCCAAAGCACAGACAGUGGGCAUUUAAAGGGCCCGCAGAGCAGGGACGGAAAGAGGAGCCUGAAAAUGGAGAGAACAUUAACUAUAACAACAAUGUCAACACAAACUGUCACAACUACCCACCCCCUCCCAUGCCUCCCCCAGCCCUCCCUCCUCCACCCCCAUGCUUCCCUCGGGCAGGUGAGCGCCAAUGGGCCGGCCCCCCAGUAAGCUACAGUACUGUGGUGCUAAAGCCCUGCAAAAGGCCCAUUAAGACGAAAGAAAAUCACGUGAACGCGGCGCUGGUCUCUGAGCUGAAGAUGCGAUUUGAACAGAGAAGGAUGGCCAGCCAAUACUGACUCUUACUAUUGCUAUGAGUGUGCAGCUGUGGAGUGGAUGUUGCUAGAUGCCCCCCGCAGAGGCAGUGACCCAGGUGUGUGAGUCCGUGAUGAUGAUCAUCCCCAAAGGACAGCGGAGAGCAGCCUGAGGGACAGCAGGCCAUAGGGUUUCAGCCAUGACCACUACACCCAUGUUUCUUACACAGGAUGUCCAGAGUGUCUGGACUGAAUCAGGUCAGAAGGAGAACUUUGUGUUGCUGGUAGGCCCCUCUAGAAACCAAUAUGGAUAUUCAUGCAAUAUAAAGCUGCAUUACAAAUGAUUCACAUUUAUUUAUACAAAUUCAAUCAGAAUGAAGAGAUCACUGUUGUAUUUCUCUGUGAUACUAUAAAAACCAUUUGAUGUACCAAUUUUAUAUGCUAUGUGCUGAAUGAGUGUUUGUCUGUGUUUAAAAUGGUCUGUCCGUAGAGUGGAUCAUUAAUAAUACAGUGGAUCUCAGAAAUACCGGUUUACAGUAUGUCAGUGUGAGGACUUUAUGCUAUGCCAAAUCUCAUUGGUUUAUGAUGUUUUUUUCUCUUUCUCCAAAGGGUACAGUAUUUCAUAAAUGUCCAAAGAUUGUAACUUUCCAUGGGCAUAAGGGUUUUCAAUAAAAAAAAUCAGUAUUCAGAAA